Molecule: messenger RNA, 837 nt
Organism: Hyphopichia burtonii NRRL Y-1933
Lineage: Eukaryota; Fungi; Ascomycota; Pichiomycetes; Serinales; Debaryomycetaceae
Exons: 1
Coding region: 293-634 (113 amino acids)
Source: RefSeq, a predicted model, not a curated record
UUUCGUAUUAAAGUAGGAAUCACAAUUUUGUAUUAAAGUAGGAAUCACAAUUUUGUAUUAAAGUAGAAAUCACAAUUUUAUAAGAUUAAACAAAGAAGAAAGUCAAUAAGUUUAUACGUCAAGUGUGCCCGUGAUCAACCAAGAAUUGAACAAGACUUUAUAUCUAUAUGCAAUUGACAAGAAGUAAAUAAAUUAAUGGAAUAAUACAUUUAUUACAUGGCAUCACAGCACAUACCAAGGCAUUCUUCAGCACAGCAACAACAGAGAAUGGCUGCACAACAUCCACAGAAAGAUGAACAGCAUCCUCCUCCGUUAUUUUGUUGUGGUUGCUGGACGUACAUUGGCUGUUGUUGUUGGUAGUAUCCUUGUGGAGGCCCUUGUUGGUAGUAUCCUUGUUGUGGAGGUGGUCCUUGUUGGUAGUAAGACUAGACAAACCGUUAGUAUUGCAAUUUUGACAGCGUGCCGGUCCCCCGACCGAGGGCGCGCCCGGCCGCCGCCCACCCCCGUAUCAAUUUACCACAAUCGGCAAUUUCAGAGUAUAAACAGGUCGUGUUCCCGUCAUUUCAUUCACCGACUAAUUGAGGAAGCCAGGGAGAAUCAAGAAUGGUCAGAAUGGUCAGAUAAUAGGAAGUGAUCAGAAUGAUCAGGAAUAGGAAGUGAUCAGAACGAUCAGGAAUAGGAAAUGGUCAGAACGAUCAGGGAAUUAUCGGAGGAAAUAAAGGAGGUCAAAGAGAGGGAGCUCAAUGAAAAAUUUGAAAAAUCAAAUUCAACGGGAGGACGGACGUAAUUCAAACAUACCAUUUUCAAAAACAAGAAGCUAAUAAAAAACUAAUGUUU